CGUGCAACACACCUGUUAAUAAUGUGAAUACACCAUUACACCUAUCUUGAGAGGGGUUGUCAGCAUUAGAAGCCCUAGCCUUCCAAUUGCAGUCCGGUCUUGUAAGGGAGCAGUGUAGCGAUGGAUCGAGAGUGGGGUUCGAAGCCGGGGAGUGGAGGAGCCGCUUCCGCACAGAAUGAGGCAAUUGACCGCCGCGAACGGCUGCGGAGGUUAGCCCUCGAGACUAUUGACCUCGCCAAAGAUCCGUAUUUUAUGCGUAACCACCUCGGGAGCUAUGAGUGUAAGCUCUGCUUGACCCUGCACAACAAUGAGGGCAACUACUUGGCUCAUACUCAAGGGAAGCGCCACCAGACAAAUUUGGCUAAGAGAGCUGCUCGUGAAGCCAAAGAGGCGCCUGCUCAGCCGCAACCUCAUAAACGCAAAGUCUCGCUCAAAAAGACAGUGAAAAUUGGGAGGCCUGGCUAUCGAGUGACAAAGCAGUUUGAUCCAGAAACAAAGCAGAGAUCUCUUCUUUUUCAGAUUGAAUAUCCUGAGAUUGAAGACAAUACAAAGCCAAGGCAUCGAUUUAUGUCCUCCUUUGAGCAGAAAAUCCAGCCAUUCGAUAAAAGAUAUCAGUUUCUAUUGUUUGCUGCGGAACCAUAUGAGAUCAUUGCUUUUAAGGUUCCAAGCAUUGAGAUUGACAAAUCAACUCCAAAAUUCUUCUCACAUUGGGAUCCAGACACAAAGAUGUUCACUUUGCAAUUACACUUCAAGACAAAGCCCCCAGAAGCUAAUAAACCUCAAUCAGCUCCGAUUGCCAAUGGGACUGAAACUCCUGCACCACCAACUCAGGCUCCACCUCUGCCACCCUUGCCACCACAAGGACACCCACCUGGAGCUCCACCACCUCACGGCCCCCCUUCAUUUUCUGGAUCAGUCCCACCUCCACCUCCACCCAUGACUAAUGGACCUAGAUCCAUGCCUUCAGGUAUCAAUAUGCCUGCUCCUCCCCACUCUCCUGCCAGCGGUGGCAAUUUGCCGAAUUUCAUUCCGAGUACAAUGAUGGGUAGGCCCCCAAUGAUGAUGCAUCAUCCACAAGGUCAACCAGGUCAAGGAAUGCACCCACCACCCCCUCCGCCAAAUAUGGGUUGAUGGUGAGCUCAAGUUUAUCAUUGCUAAACAGUUGGAGUGUGCUCUAUUUAGCUAUAUGAUACCUGGAUUGCCUUGAUGUGUAACUAGCACUUGUUUCUCACUUUUUAAUUUAACACGUGCUUUCUAAACCCCAUUGAUAAUAUUCGGUUUACCAAUUUUAUUUCAUUUUUAAAUCAUUUUGAUGUUAUGUUUAUAUUUAAUCCGGUGCCCCACAUUUGUUUUAGACGUACUAUCUUAUUCUUACUUGUUACCUUCUUUUUAAUACUGUUUGCCACUAUUAA
Cuscuta europaea is the source of this 1412-nucleotide messenger RNA. Lineage: Eukaryota; Viridiplantae; Streptophyta; Magnoliopsida; Solanales; Convolvulaceae. The record is from the annotation of a GenBank genome assembly.